Molecule: messenger RNA, 1746 nt
Organism: Fusarium pseudograminearum CS3096
Lineage: Eukaryota; Fungi; Ascomycota; Sordariomycetes; Hypocreales; Nectriaceae
Exons: 1
Coding region: 1-1746 (581 amino acids)
Biological process (GO): protein localization to ciliary inversin compartment
Cellular component (GO): ciliary inversin compartment
Molecular function (GO): protein binding
Source: RefSeq, a predicted model, not a curated record
AUGAUGCAACGACGUAUGUCCAUUGCAGACCGCAUCAAGGACACGUUCAAAAGGGCAGAAUCUGACUACCCUUUACACGCCUCGAUCUGCAACAACGACGUAUCAACCUUGCGAGAAGUGCUUGGUUCCAGUGAGGCUUCAUUUUUGUUGUCGGAUGGCGAUGGCUGUUGGGGGACUCCGCUACACGUGGCAGUCUAUUUGGAUAAUAUCGAGGCAGCAAAUCUGAUAUUGCAACUUGGCGUUGGUGUCGACGUCGCUGCCAAUUCGUCCGCACACGAGCAUCGCUUAUCACCACUAGCACUAGCUGCACGUCUGGGCAAUCAACGCCUGCUUUGGCGAUUAUGGCAGCACUUCCACUCACAAGAGGAAGAAAGCAAGACAAACGUUGACUCGUGUCUUUUUGAAGCCUCAAUCAACAGCCAAACAACUAUCCUACGUGCUUUAUUGAGUUGGAAGGAAUGGACAACAGAAGCCAAGAGCGAAGCUCUGUUUUGGACAGCACGGAGCUGGAAGGCAUAUUCUGCCCAACUCCUUACUACCGAACUGUCCUUUCCCCAAGAUGUUUUAGACAAGGCUCUGCAUCAUGCAGUGGACUUCAGGCCUUUAAUUGGAGACGACUUCAAACCCGACUACAAUGGUGAUGAUUAUCUCCAGCAACAGCUUUUGAUCGCGCACUUGAUUGAUGCUGGAGCCAAUCCAAACGCUAUUAUCAAUGGAAAGCCGCCAAUCAUUACUGCCGCCCGCUCUAUAAGUCUGGUAGGAGCCUUGAAAGUGUUGCUCGACAAGGGAGCCAACCCAGACGCUACUGACCGCAGAGGGAAGUCAGCAUUACACUUCCUUGGUUCACUGACCGCUUUAAACCGAAGUGGACCAUUGGUGCGUUUGAACGAGACCGCGAUUCGUAUUCUUCUCAGUCACAAUGCCUCCGUUACGCUGGGGGAUGAUGAGUCUGGAGCUAACCCCCUUCACGUUGCCGCUUUUGGCUCCAACCUGAACAUGCUACAGUUGUAUCUAUCCUCGUGUCCCUCGGAACAAACAAGUCAAGCAUUAAGAUCCAAGAACAACUUUGGCGAAACAUUACUACAUUAUGCAGCUGCGGGAGCUAAGCGUGAUAUUGUCGAGUUUCUUCUCAGUCAAGGUCUUGAUGUCAAUGGUAUCAACACAAAUGGCUGGACACCCCUACAUUGUGCCUUGACCCCAGCGAGGCAAGGCUCGCAACUAAACGGGUUCUCAAAGUCAACAUCUGAAGCUUUGGAAAUUGCAAAGAUACUUCUCUUUCACGGCACCAAUCCUCGUGCUGUUACAGCUGAGGGAUGGACGCCCCUGCAUUGCCUUUCCUUGUUCACUGGCAAAAAGAAAGAAAAUACCCAACUUGGCCAGUUUGUGGACAGCAUGAUCCACAGUGGUGUUGAUAUACAUGCCCGCGCAACAUUUCUGUUUUGGAAUGAACUGGGCAAUGUAGAACCCGAGUAUUAUUACUGGGGUCACCAAGUCCAAGAGAGCAUUCAGUACCCUGAGACCUCAGGGGCGAUAGUGCGGUUUGGUUAUACUUCAUUGCAUUUCGCAGCUGCCCACGGUAGCAUAAGUAUGGCCAAGGCUUUACUUGACCUUGGGGCUGGUCCGCUUUCCAAAGAUGCGAGAGGAAAUACGGCAAUCAAGAUAGCGGCUAAUUCGUUAUUGUUGGACGAUCGCCCAAGUACACGAAAUGCUAUUGUAAAGCUUCUAACAGAGGCAGUAGUAACUUAA